Neoarius graeffei (lesser salmon catfish) is the source of this 983-nucleotide messenger RNA. It is a transcript of the gene eif4e2rs1, whose product is annotated as eukaryotic translation initiation factor 4E family member 2 related sequence 1. Gene Ontology annotation, molecular function: RNA 7-methylguanosine cap binding; translation initiation factor activity. The record is from RefSeq and is a predicted model, not a curated record. Bases 189 to 857 code for a protein of 222 amino acids. Gene Ontology annotation, biological process: translational initiation. NCBI's taxonomy places the organism in Eukaryota, Metazoa, Chordata, Actinopteri, Siluriformes, Ariidae. Gene Ontology annotation, cellular component: eukaryotic translation initiation factor 4F complex; cytoplasm. The transcript has 7 exons.
CGCAGUGACACACUUAGUACAUGACGUUCUUAGCUGUCUAGCAUGUUGUUUUCUUGUUAACUAUAUUUUAAAGCAUGUCUCCAGAGCUGAGUGAGUUCCUGUUUUAAACUCAGCAGAUAAAAAUCUGAAAUAUUAUUCUACAUUUAAUGACGGAAGUUUAACAGGACAGAGCUGCGUGCGCGGGCAGAAUGAAUCAGUUUGAGAAUUUGAAAGAAGAAGAAGUAGAGGAGAAGAGGAAUGUGACUGACUCUGAAUCUGUGAAUAAUAACAAUAAUAACCGGAGAAAGACAGUAACGCCAGCUCCAGGUGAACAUCCUCUACAGUAUAACUACACAUUCUGGUAUUCACGCCGGACCCCCAGCAGACCUGCAAACACACAGAGCUAUGAACAGAACAUCCGACAGAUUGGCACCGUCGCCUCGGUGGAACAGUUCUGGAAGUUCUACAGUCACCUGGUUCGUCCUGGAGAUCUGACGGGUCACAGCGAUUUCCACUUGUUCAAAGAGGGAAUUAAACCCAUGUGGGAGGAUGAAGCCAAUAAGAAUGGAGGGAAGUGGAUUAUCCGUCUACGUAAGGGUUUGGCGUCCAGAUUCUGGGAGAACAUUAUCUUGGCGAUGUUGGGAGAGCAGUUCAUGGUGGGAGAGGAGGUGUGUGGCGUUGUCGUCUCCAUACGCUUUCAGGAGGACAUCUUGUCCAUUUGGAAUAAAACAGCAAGUGAUCAGGUGACGACUUCACGCAUCAGAGACACACUGCGGCGAGUCCUGAACCUCCCUCCUAACACCAUCAUGGAAUACAAAACGCACAAUGACAGCCUCAAGGAUAACUCCAGCUUCCGCAACACAAAGAUCGCUGUGUGAUGACGGCACACACACCCCAUCUGGAAGAGGCUCUGCCCUUCCACAACAUUCCAUUCCUGUGGAAAAAAAAACUUUUUUUUUCUUUCUCCAUUUUCAUGUAAAGUGUAAUAAAUGUCUUUGCUUACA